Molecule: messenger RNA, 2887 nt
Organism: Phalaenopsis equestris
Lineage: Eukaryota; Viridiplantae; Streptophyta; Magnoliopsida; Asparagales; Orchidaceae
Product: U-box domain-containing protein 44-like
Exons: 3
Coding region: 229-2700 (823 amino acids)
Molecular function (GO): protein binding
Source: RefSeq, a predicted model, not a curated record
UCUAGUCGCGCGUAGCCCGCAUUUUCCAGUCAUCCUACCGUAGGUCUACUCGCAAAUGGCUGCGGCUACACCGCUGACCCCGUCUCCCCUCCAAAUCCCUCCCAUCUCCAUUUCCCCAUCUCUCCUCCCCUUCCCAAUCGCCACCUUUCCUCCUCCCUCACUCCACUUCGAAGUAAUCGAAAGGAAAGCAAAAAAGCUUCAUUUUUUCACUUUCCCUCGCCCCCCGGCAUGGGGAAAACCCUUCCCUUCGCCGGCGCCUCCACCUCCUCCUCCUCCUCUCCCCUCAUCUUUCCGGCGCUCUUGUCAGACGUGCUCAACUCACUCGAAGAAUCUGCCGCCGGAGUACUUGCACCAGCUCACCCCCUUCUCCACCGCCUGAAACUUCUCCUUCUCGAGCUCCGGCGACGAGAAACCCCGGCUCCCCUCCCGAUGCACAAAGCCCUCGAUUCUCUCCGCGCUGUGCUCCAACGAUCCUUUGCUCUUGUGAAGAAGCCCACAGGGCCAUUGGUUUCCCCCAUCGAGUUGAUCCAGGAGUCUGUUCAAGACAUUGGAAGAUGCCUCGGCCUGUUACUGCUCGCCUGGACGGAUGCGGAGGUUGAUGUGAAGGAGAAGAUGGGCGCGCUGCAGAAGGAGAUGAUGUCCGUGAAGCUCGAUUCGAAGAGGGGAGGCAGGGUGGAAAUUAGCGGCGGAGAAGCGGAUGGUGGGGAGAUUGUGCAGGAUGUUGAGGAUGUGGUGAUGGGGAUUAAGAGAGGGGAGGAGGAGGAGCUACGAGGUGCGCUUGAGGUGCUUGAGGUUUUGAUUAGGAAGAGAUUGGUUGGGGAGGAAGAAAGUGAGGGCGUGAUUCAAGCUCUGGUGAGUCGAUUGGGCUCUGCUAAAAAUGGUUGCAGAUUGAGAAUAAUUGUGCUGUUGAGGAGACUUGCUGACACCAAUGAUGAAUACAAGGAGAUGAUGGCAAAUCCGGAGGCCUUAUCUAGCAUUGUGAAGUCUUUGGCAAGGAAUGUGGAUGAGAGCAGGGAAGCAGUUGCACUGCUUUUGCAAUUAGCGGAUUUGGCCAAAGUUCGACAAAGGAUUGGACGAGUCCAGGGUUGUAUCAUGAUGUUGGUCACAUUGCUUAAUGGAUCAGAUCCUUCUGCUUCGUAUGAUGCGGGAAAGUUAUUGGCGGCUUUGUCGAGCAACACGCAGAACGUGCUUCUGAUGGCAGAGGCUGGUUUCUGUGUGCCUUUGGUGCAAUACUUGAAAGAAGGUUCAGAUAUGAACAAGAUUCUCAUGGCUUCUGCAAUUUCAAGGAUGGAGUUGACUGAUGAAAUGAAAGCCGACCUUGGAAAGGAAGGUUCAAUAGAGGCCCUUGUGAAAAUGUUCAACUCUGGUAAAAUGGAAGCAAAGUUGUCUGCUCUAAAUGCCAUAAGGAAUCUCUCUUGUUUGAAAGAGAACAAUGAACGCCUCAUCAAUUCGGGAGUCAUAUCGAAUCUGCUUCAGGUCCUCUUCUCCGUCACCUCCGUCCUAAUGACUCUGAGAGAACCAGCUUCUGCCAUACUCGCAAGCUUGGCGAAAUCUGAAAUCAUUCUUCAGAGGAAAGAUACAGCUCAGCAGAUGCUCUCACUUCUUAAUCUAUCCAGUCCAGAGAUCCAAUUACACCUUCUAAAUGCUCUGAAUAGCAUGGCUGGCCAUUCCGGAGCUAAAAGAAUAAGAGCUAAAAUGAAAGAAAAUGGAGCAAUGCAGCUACUCGUGCCUUUCCUGUUCAACACCAAUGAUGAAAUCAGGAUUGCUGCCUUGAUCUUGCUGUUUAAUCUAUCCACAUAUUUUGCAGAUGAGUUGAGUGGGCAGUCAGGAGAGAACUAUCUCAUUGUUAUGGUAGACAUAAUCUCAAAGGCAUCAUCUGAGAUGGAAAAGGCUGCUGCUUUAGGCAUUAUCAGCAACACCCCUGUGAGCGACAAGAAGGCAACUCAACUUCUCAUGAAUGCAAAUUUACUUCCUUUGCUGGUCACUUUAACUGGCACAAUCAGCACAGCUCCCUCAACCCCAACGAGGAAAUGGUUACUGGACAGCAUCGCCACUGUCAUGCUUCGAUUCACAGUUCCCUCGGAUAAGAAAUUGCAGAAAGUAUCUGCAUCCCAAGGAAUAAUUCCCUGUCUUGUGAAACUUCUGUCAGCCAAUUCCAUUGUUGCGAACUCCAGAGCAGCAAAUUCCUUGGCUCAACUAUCUCAGAAUACUCUUUUCUUAAGCAAAGUAAAGUCAUCAAGGUGGUUCUGCGUUCCUCCUCCUGCAGAAAAACUGUGUGGUGUGCACAAAGGCCUCUGCGUUGUCAAAAGCACAUUUUGCCUUGUAAAGGCGGGAGCUUUAUCUCCUCUUGUACAAAUACUGGAGGGUAAGGAAAGGGAAGCUGAUGAAGCUGUACUUGGCGCACUCUCAACUCUGUUGCAGGAUCCAAUCUUUGAGAGUGGCAGUGAUGUCAUAGAGGAGGCAUCAGGAGUGCGGGCUGUCAUAAGGAUUCUGGAAGUUGGGAGCUUGAAAGCUCAGGAGAAAGCAGUCUGGAUGCUGGAGAGGAUUUUCAGAGUUGGAGCUCACAGAAGCAAAUAUGGUGAAGCUGCUCAGCAUCUACUCAUUGAGCUUGCUCAGAAAGGAGAUCCAAUCCUGAAGCCAAUGAUUGCUAAAAUAUUAGCGCAUCUUCAACUGUUGGAAAUGCAGUCGAGCUUUUUUUGAGAAUUUUUCUUAGGAAAUGUGUAAAAUUUGUGCAGGUCAUUAUUUUGUCCAAAGCAUUUGUAUGGGAGAUUAGAAUAUAGGUUUGUUCAUAACAAAUUCUUGUUUUUUUUUGUGAGAGUGUAAAGAGAAAUUUGCUUUCAUGUAUCGUUUAUGUAAUGAAAAUACUCAACUUUUGAGCUGUGUAGAA